UCAAUACGUAAUAGAAGAAAUGACACAGAAUUACAAUUAUUUAAGCUAAAUACACAAAUGAACAUUUUAUUUUGUGUUUAUCUGACUCGAUUGCAGAGCGUGGCGACUUUUAUAAUUACAACUGUGACCAAUAAAAGUCGUAUCCCUGCCACCGGAGUUUCUCGACUUGUGUAUACGACUGUGUCCUACGAUAAUACAUACUCAAAUUCUUCUUGUUAAAAGCCAAUUUUGUGUAGAGAGAACAUUUGUUAUAAUGUUGUUGUGAAAAAUUUGAAAAGAGAUCGAUUCCAAUAUAUCUUCAAUACGAUCGAUGUGAACAGUCUUUGUUUCUUCCGUUUACGCGAUUCGGCGAGUAAUUAUCAAGGAAUUAAGUGUGGAUCUUCAUGAGCACAUAAUAUCUAUAAGCGAACUGGGUCAAUGAAUCGUAUCGUGUGAUAUUUCCCGUUUAACUUUUUCUUCGUACCGUACGAAGAAUUCCUCGUUCGUCGUUUCAGUGUUCUUACUCGCGCGUAACGAAACGUGCGAGAAAGUUUCACGCGACGGUGUGAAACAAAGAAACAUUUCGAGCAGCUGUUAGUCGUAGAUAGGGAUCCUUUAAGGAUCCCUAAUCCCCAGUUGCAGGUCGCAAGUAGUCGAAGUUUCGAAGUGGUCGAAGUUGGACAAUGCGAGUAACCGUCAGUGCCAUAUUUUGGCAAAACGAGUAAAGCGUGGAGCAGUGAGUCCCGAUCAGUCCCGAUCAAGCGUGAAUCUCGUUUGCUUCGAGCAGCUGGCUUGUUCGAAUUCGCGAAACAGUGAUCCAUCGAAUCUGUACAAAAUGAAAUCAGUCACUUCGGUUCCCGAGACGAAUUUCCAAAAUCUCGGGCGUGACAUGGCAGAGCGGCUAGGUUUGGGACCGGAAAUUCGUGAACUAAAACUGGGACCAACUUUCACGAACAAUAAAUCGACGGCCUUCCACACUCUGAAAUAUGAUUUCAAACCAGCUAGUGUGGAUGUUUCCAAAGUAGCAAAAGUUGACGUUGGAACCAACAACAUGAUGACAGUUACUGUUCCACAUUUAGACGGUGCUGGAAUUCCCCACACAGUCUUCAAGGGGAACCAGAGACCCUAUCAGAAAGAGUGUGUUCUCAUAAUUGAUAGAGUCACGGGAGAAAUUACUUUGGAGAAGCUAACGGCUAAUAUCCAAGUAAAGAAGACCAGAGCAGAAACCAAGUCUCAAUUGCACUUAGGAGUGUCUGGAACAAAUAACAGUAACAGGCCUAUAACGCCUGUAGAAACAAAGAAGAGCCCUACUCAUGGCAGGUCGACUAGCAGAACGAAAGUUACAAGUGGAAGAAAGAGAGAACCCAGCGUACAACUGCAUCCAAAACAGUUCAGUCCACUUAGAGUAUCUCCUUAUCACAACAAGAGCCCACCUACUGCUCCUACCAAUAGUUCACCAGUGCAACCAUCAGUGGGAGGAACGACUUUGGCUAGUUUGCCGAUGAUCGGUUCCGACAAUGAUGAUUCCCCUUUGACAUUGACUGGAUCAUUCCCGACUGUCAAUUCCGCACCACCAAAGCCGAUACCUGUAACUAAUACUCUGCCUAAUGUGAAACUGAAUGUGGCCGGUGACAGUGACAUGAGUGCUCUGAGCGAUUCCACUUCAAGCAGUUCAGGCUCUGAUGAUAGUUCGGAUAGUGAUUCGGAUACUAAAACUGAUCCAGUUGUUAGCAAAACCAAUGGACAUAUGAAUAGCACAGCUUCGUCUCCAGCAGUUCUGCCAGAGAAUCUUUUGAAUGAUGAUUUGCAAUUAUCAGAGUCAGAAUCGGAUAGCGAUUAAUGAUAAUGCAUACCUGUAUUGCUUACAAUCCGACAGCAUCAGGAACAGUGUUUUUCGCGAGAUCUUUCUGAAAAAUCGUUUCUGUUAGAUUUUGUCCUGCAAUUGAUUUACUGUGUAUAAUAUUCAGUUAUAUGUCAGACAUCGAGCAAUCUGUAUAGCGAAUUCGAAGCUAUGCUCCAUAUAUUCCAUAUGUAUUGCUAUAUACGUAUACAGAAACGUUUUGCUUCUUGUCCAUUAAAUGUAUUAAAAAAUAAUGAAUAAUGAAUAUGAAUGAUAAUGUA
Ceratina calcarata is the source of this 2100-nucleotide messenger RNA. It is a transcript of the gene Eaf, whose product is annotated as ELL-associated factor. Gene Ontology annotation, cellular component: super elongation complex. The coding region runs from base 815 to 1819 and encodes 334 amino acids. Gene Ontology annotation, molecular function: transcription elongation factor activity. The record is from RefSeq and is a predicted model, not a curated record. The transcript has 5 exons. NCBI's taxonomy places the organism in Eukaryota, Metazoa, Arthropoda, Insecta, Hymenoptera, Apidae. Gene Ontology annotation, biological process: transcription elongation by RNA polymerase II.